Molecule: messenger RNA, 1123 nt
Organism: Helianthus annuus (common sunflower)
Lineage: Eukaryota; Viridiplantae; Streptophyta; Magnoliopsida; Asterales; Asteraceae
Product: extradiol ring-cleavage dioxygenase
Exons: 2
Coding region: 158-985 (275 amino acids)
Molecular function (GO): oxidoreductase activity, acting on single donors with incorporation of molecular oxygen; ferrous iron binding; zinc ion binding
Source: RefSeq, a predicted model, not a curated record
CUUUUAGCAUAAGUAAACGUUAUACGUAAGCAAUGACUUGGUGACAGAGGGUAGGUAAAAGAAAACACGUUGUUUCACAUCUCUAUCUAUAUAAACCUCAAAUCCAACAACUUUGAUCAUCAAUUUCAUUUCAUAACAUCUGUAAGCAAAUCAAUAGAUGAUGAUGGCGAUGAACGGAAUGAAGAUUCCAGACACGUUCUACAUAUCCCACGGAUCACCCACUUUAUCCAUCGAUGAAACUAUGCCGGCCCGUCAUUUCCUCCAAUCGUUUCAGCAAAAGGUCUAUCCGCCCACUGCUCCUCGUCCGUCCUCCAUCCUUGUCAUCUCUGGUCACUGGGAGACUGAGUAUCCCACCGUCAACGCUGUCGAUGGAGUUUCUGAAACUAUCUAUGAUUUCUAUGGCUUCCCCAAAUCCAUGUACCAGCUCAAGUAUCCAGCACCAGGUGCUCCAAAACUAGCAAACAGAGUCAAGGAACUGCUCAAGUCUUCCGGGUUCAAGCGUGUCGACGAGGACAAGAAACGAGGGCUCGACCAUGGCGCAUGGGUCCCACUAAUGCUUAUGUAUCCAGAGGCCGACAUUCCAGUCUGCCAGCUAUCUGUCCAAACAAACAAAGACGCCACUUACCAUUACAACAUGGGUAAAGCAUUGGCACCCCUUAAAGAGGAAGGUGUGCUCAUUGUCGGUUCGGGUGCCACCACUCACAACUUGAGAAUGUUGCGCAACACCCCAUCGGUACAACCGUGGGCUCAAGAGUUUGACACAUGGCUCAAAGAAGCACUAAUUGAUGGAAGGUAUGAAGAUGUAAACAAUUACAAGGAGAAGGCUCCACAUGCAACCGUUGCACACCCGUGGCCCGACCAUUUCUAUCCGCUGCAUGUUGCGAUGGGUGCCGGUGGUGCGAAUUCCAAAGCCGAACUUAUCCACCAUAGCUGGGGUUUGUCUUCUCUCUCAUAUGCUUCAUACAAAUUCACAGUCCCAGCUUAACAGUGGAGUCUUAAUAUAGAGUUUGUAACUCAUGUGAAUAUGAUAUUGUACUACAUUUCAUUUUGUAUUAUCUGUGGAACAUUGUUUGAGUGGAUUAUUGCCAUAAAUUUGGAGUGGAGUAAUUUGAACUUUAACAUA